UUGGUGGGAGAAAGAGGGUCGUGCAUUUGAUUUAGUUAAAACCCUCAUAAAAAAUUGAAAUAAAGAAAAGAGUAAGAGCGGGAGAGAAGAAUGACCGGAAUCACAGCGGCGCUGGCGACUAGGUUAUACACCAAUGACGGCUUCACCGGCGGAGGCACCGGCUUGACACCGUGGGAGAUAAAUAACUUCCGAAUUUCUGCUGCCAUCGAUCGUUUGCUUAUUCACUUGUACAACAACAGUAGAAACGACAAUGAGUUCGACAAUCUAUGCCUCUCGCUCUCCAGAUAUAUUGAUUUUUCCAUUGCAAACAAUUAUUUUCCAAACAGGUCACGCGAUUUACCUUCUCUGGUAAAGCAGGUGAGCCAAAUGAAAAAUGAUGCCUCAACGCAAGCAGCUAUUAUGGUCCUGAUGAUUUCUGUCAAGAGUGCUUGUCAGAAUGGGUGGUUUCCUGAUCAAGACUCUGAAGAGCUCCACAAUUUGGCAAGAAAGGUAGCAAGCAAUUUUUGUAGUGUAUCUGAUUUCAGCACUGACCCAAACCCUUCUCACCCAGUUAUCUCAACAGUCAUGUCAAGAUUCUAUCCAAGAUUGAGAAUGGGACAUAUAUUUGCUUUUCUUGAAGUGAAGCCUGGAUUUGAGGCUUAUGCGAGUGACUUCCAGAUAUCAAAGAAGACGUAUGCCCCAGGAGAUAGUAUUAGGUUGUUAGUGGUCCAGACAGAUAGCAUUGAGACAUCUUCCUGCCUUGUUACUCCUGCCAAAGUAAACUUUCUCUUGAGUGGAAAGGGAGUGGAAAGGAGGACUAAUCUUUUCGUGGAUACGGGCCCUCAAGUUCCAACAGUUGUGACACCUUUGCUAAAUUAUGGAUCUAAUCUUCUUCAAGCUGUGGGUGAAUUUAAUGGAAAUUAUAUAAUAAUAGUUGCAUUCAUGAGUGAAGUGCCAAACCCUGAUAGUAACACCCUCCAGGACAGCAAGCAGCAUGCUCCUGCAACUGUGGAUGCAGAUUCUGAGGUAGUUGAAGGAUCAUCACGGAUAUCACUGAAUUGUCCUAUUAGCUUCACACGUAUCAAAAUACCGGUCAAAGGGCUUUCAUGCAAGCAUAUUCAGUGUUUUGAUUUCGACAACUAUGUGGACAUAAACUCAAGAAGACCGUCGUGGCGCUGUCCCCAUUGUAAUCAGCACGUGUGUUUCUCUGAUAUACGCAUUGAUCAAAAAAUGGUUAAGAUCUUGAAAGAGGUCAGGCCCAAUAUAUCCGACAUAAUUGUCUCCUCAGAUGGGUCAUGGAAUGCUGCGAUGGAAGGUGAAGAAAUGACAGAGAAGCCAGAGGAUAAGACCUUAAAUACAGAACGGGAUGAGUCUCUUCAACCCGAAGAACUACUGGAUCUGACUCAGACUGAUGAUCCAAUGGAUGUUUCUGAUGCAUCUGGAACUGAAGACAGCAGACAUUCUUCAGUGGCUAAUGCUCAGACGACAUCAAUCAACCCUCAUCUGGCCAUCACAAAUGAUGCCAAUCAGAGCAGCACUCACACUGAGAGAGACUUCUGGGCUGGGAUUUAUAUGUCAACUUUUGGGUUGGGUACAUUAGAUGUUCGACCUAAUGCACAAACUACUGGUCCCUCUGCAUCCACUUCGAAUCUAACCGAAGUUGGGGCUUUCCAUCAUAAUGCUGUUGCUACAACUUCUACACCACAGACUGGAACUCCUUUGCCCCAAUAUCAGCAGUAUCAACUUGGGAACUCCCCUGUUAUUAGUGACUAUGGUAUGCCCUCAGCAGUUCCCAGUCAUAUAACUAGAACGGCUAGUGUAGUUCAGGCUCUUCCUGCUAACACCUCUGCUCCCACCUUGCAACCAAGCACUUCGGCAAAUGCUGCAAGCAGCUCCUGCACAACAAAUAGUCUUUCCGUAGCUUCACAAGCCUCACCUGCUGCAUCUAACUUGACAUCAAAUCAUGCCAGUCCACUUCAGGCACCACCAGGCUCACAUUCAGCUAAAUUGCCCCAACAUCUCAGCAUACAGCAAAAUCGUGCUCAAUCACCUCGGCAAAAUACUGGUUUCGUACACCCAAAUCAGGUGUCCAAUAUGUGUAGAGUUUCAAAUGAAAACCAAAGUUUUAGUCGGCAGACAAAUUUAAGGAUCCCUCGAGCAACGAGUCAAUCUUCGGGUACGGCCAAGUCAUCCAUGCAACCUUCAAUCAACGUAAUGCAUCCCCAUAUGCACACAGGAGUAGCUAGCUCCCAACAGCUUAAUCUGCAUAGAACAGGUGUAGCUAGCAGUAGCACCCAACAAGCUCAAUUGAUUGCAACUGCAAAUAGGGCUGUCCAGAUGUCUAUUGGUGGAUCCAGAGCUAUGCCUUCGUAUGCAUGGAACACCGCUGCACAUAUUAUGCCAACCCUGGCUGCUGAUCCAAGGGUCACGAACAGGGCUACACCAAUGCCGCAACCAGACACAACUGCUCAAACUUCUGUAGAUCCUAACUUGCGGCCUCCUGGUCGGAUGCGAGGAGCAUUAUCAGGGCAGGCUUAUGCUGAUGCCUUGUACCGGUUAAUUACUCACCCGACUCAGCAAGCUCAAAUGUCUCGACCAAUCUCAAACCCUAUGGCUCUUCCAAAUAUUGUUCAGCCAGUUAUGCCGAACUUCAUGGCUCGUGGAAAUGUUCAGGUUGUACGGGCUCCAAACUCUGCUUCUGCAGCUCCUGUUGGCAGGUCAGUGGGGCCGGACAUUUUACCCAGUGGCUCAUCUUAGAUGUACCGACUUUUACAUAAGAGUAGCUUUUGUGUUAUCUCCUUCCCUCUAAUUGUCCCUAUGCAGUUUAGGAUGUGAUGAAGUUUACGGGAUUUGACUGAUAUUUCGGUGUAGUUUUAACUAACAUGCUCAAAUUUAAUGGAGAAUGACGAGACAGUCAUGCUUUUUUUGCCUAA
Salvia hispanica is the source of this 2912-nucleotide messenger RNA. RefSeq lists its product as uncharacterized. Gene Ontology annotation, molecular function: zinc ion binding; SUMO ligase activity. Gene Ontology annotation, biological process: protein sumoylation. NCBI's taxonomy places the organism in Eukaryota, Viridiplantae, Streptophyta, Magnoliopsida, Lamiales, Lamiaceae. Gene Ontology annotation, cellular component: chromatin. The record is from RefSeq and is a predicted model, not a curated record.